This is a messenger RNA of Vespula pensylvanica (western yellowjacket), 3251 nucleotides long. It is a transcript of the gene HisCl1, whose product is annotated as glycine receptor subunit alpha-2-like. The coding region runs from base 713 to 2107 and encodes 464 amino acids. The transcript has 9 exons. Gene Ontology annotation, biological process: nervous system process; signal transduction; chloride transmembrane transport. Gene Ontology annotation, molecular function: neurotransmitter receptor activity; transmembrane signaling receptor activity; extracellular ligand-gated monoatomic ion channel activity. Gene Ontology annotation, cellular component: neuron projection; synapse; membrane. The record is from RefSeq and is a predicted model, not a curated record. Lineage: Eukaryota; Metazoa; Arthropoda; Insecta; Hymenoptera; Vespidae.
AACCGUCUCUCUUUCUCUCUCUCUCUCUCUCUCUCUCUUUCUUUCUUUCUAUUUCUCUUUAUCUUACUCUCCCACCUCUCUCUCUCUCUCUCUCUCUCUCUACCUCUGUUAUUCGGUUCUCCGUAAAACGAUCGACAGCUUCUACGCCGAUGAGAGAACGACAGUUGCGCGUCCUCGAUCGUCGUUCCAGGGGUUUCCUCGAGGAAUCGUGCUCGAAAAGAGAGAAAGAGAUAAAGAAAAAAGUAGAUAGAUUCGCGAACAACGUAAACUCUGUAGUGAGAGACGAGAAAUAAGGAAAAAUUGAGUGUCCGUAGCCACCGACGCGAGCAAUGACGAAAAAAUACUAUUACUAUUGUUAUCAAAGGAAACGAGAGAAUCCAGUGAUGUGUGUCUAAAGUUUGUCACGCUUGUGUCUAGAGAUCGAUGAUACGUCGCGACAAGUUGGACCGACUUCGGAUCGAUGAUCUCUCGAUCGGUGAUUUCCUCAUAGCUUCGAUCACUCAUGUGAGAAAACAAUAUUGCAAUUGGAUCACAUCGUCGUGACGACGUCAAACCCAUAUACGAAAGGGUUCGUAAAUUCGUCAACGAAGACAGAAAGUGUUUGCGAUCUGGAUUGACUGUGGGAGCCUCGAUUUAAAUAUAGACGACGACAACAAAGACGCAGUGAAUUGGGCGAGGAAAAUCGGCACAAUAGAAUGUGUAGUUGUUCGGAAUGUCGAGACACUCUCUGAUGAUCCUAUGCUGCUACCUUUACACGCUGUUUGACAUGGCAGCUUUACAUUUUCCUUUCAGCGAGAAAGUAUGCGAACCGGUUCUUUCCACGGAGGUCGAAGGGUGGCAUAUUAAAGUCGAUAGCCUAUCGUCUAGUACAAUUCGACUUUCGGCGAGAAAGCGCGGGUACCGGUUUUUUCCGAAGAUAGAAAGAGAAGCCGACCAAGAGGAUUACGGUAGAAAAGAGGCAUCUCUGUCCUUAAGGGACAUCCUACCGAUAAAUCCGAAGCAAUAUGACAAGCACAGAGCACCAAAAUUCUUGGGACAGCCUACCAUCGUUUAUUUUCACGUCACGGUUCUCAGCCUCGAUUCUAUUAACGAAGAAUCUAUGACCUACGUCGCUGACAUUUUCUUGGCUCAAAGCUGGCGCGAUUCUAGAUUAAGAUUACCAGAAAAUAUGUCGGAAGAGUACAGAAUAUUGGACGUUGAUUGGUUGAACAACAUUUGGCGACCGGAUUGUUUUUUCAAGAACGCGAAGAAGGUCACUUUUCACGAAAUGUCUAUACCAAAUCACUAUCUCUGGCUUUAUCACGAUAAAACGUUACUUUAUAUGUCCAAGUUGACUUUGGUACUUUCUUGUGCGAUGAAAUUCGAAUCGUAUCCGCACGAUACUCAAAUCUGUUCGAUGAUGAUAGAAAGCUUAUCACAUACGACGCAAGAUUUGGUUUUCAUAUGGAAUAUGACGGAUCCAUUAGUAGUAAAUCCCGAAAUUGAACUGCCACAGCUCGACAUAUCGAAUAACUAUACGACAGAUUGUACGAUCGAGUAUUCGACCGGAAACUUUACGUGUAUUCAGAUCGUCUUUAAUCUAAGAAGAAGAUUAGGAUACCACCUGUUUCAUACAUAUAUACCUUCGGCUCUUAUCGUCGUCAUGUCCUGGAUUGCCUUCUGGAUCAAACCUGAAGCAAUUCCAGCUCGCGUUACGCUCGGUGUAACGUCACUCCUCACACUAGCAACUCAGAAUACACAGUCUCAACAAUCGCUACCACCUGUCUCGUAUGUGAAAGCCAUUGACGUGUGGAUGUCAUCGUGCAGCGUCUUUGUCUUCCUGUCUCUCAUGGAAUUCGCUGUGGUCAAUAACUACAUGGGUCCUGUUGCAACGAAAGCUAUGAAGGGUUACUCCGAUGAGGAUCUUAGGGAAGCUAUCGAUGAAUUUAAGACUCCGAUGAGGCCCGAUUCCGAGAGAAGCAGAAGUCCCGUCAGGCCACCUACCGUUCAAUACGACACUUGCUGUCAGGGUAGGGCAACAGCGAUUUACAUCGACAAGGUCUCCAGAUUCUUCUUUCCCUUCUCGUUUUUCAUCUUGAAUGUCGUUUAUUGGAGUACCUUCCUAUAAAAUAAGAAAAAUCUCCUCCAUGUUGCCAAUCGAUCGAUCGAUUAGCAAACAAAGACAUUAAAAAUCGAAGAAAAUAUGAUUCAAAAGUGCCUUUUAUACAGAGUAUUGAUAAAGAGUUGGCUGAUAUUUUCAAGACUUAUAGUUUAGUUUGAAAUAAGGAAACAAAGUUUAUAUAAAUGUCUUUUAUGAUACAUCAUUUACCAAGUUAGUAUUACUCUCUUAUCUAUAAUUAUAUAAUAAUCACUUUAAAAGAAAUGUUUGAUAUCCCAUGAAAAAAAUUAGGAACGAAUUUAUCGAAUUUCCUAUAGCAUCAGAAACCAUAUAUAACAUAUGUUUAUAGAAACUCUUCAUUAUUUUAGCCUAAACAACUUUAUUAUCACCCUGUAUAAAAUCUAUACUUAGAAGUCGUAUCAACAAAUUAAUAUUAACUUACGUUAUUAAUUUAAAAGAACAAUUCUUCUAUUUAUGCAAAUAAUAACAAAUUUAAUUCGUUGAGUUUUUUAAUCCUUUGCAUGCAACGACGUUUUAUCAAAUAAUUUAUUAAUAUUUGCAUACCUAUUUAUGCGUAUAUUGAUAUAUAAAUAUGAUUUUGUAUGUGAAAAUUGCUUUAAAUGACUAAAAAAAAGAAAACGCAGAGAGUGCAAAGGAUUAAAAAUGAGUAUUUAAUUAAAAAAAAAUGUAGAAAUGCUUUCUCAUGGAAACAGCAGCUCACUUACUUACUUGAUCGAAGAUUUAAUAUUGUGGCAAGCCGCAGAUAUAAUAGAGAAUCUUAUCGUAGGAAUGUACGACCACUUGUGGGUUUUACUACUAGACAAUAAUGUGGUAUCCCUUACGUGGUAAGCCUCAUUGCCAUUACACUGUCUAGUUAAAUCAUAAGAGCAUCUUGAAAUUACAAGCUUCGCGUCUAUGAAGAGAAGAUUAUUAAUCACACCAUUAAUUAUAUAUAUAUACAUAUAUUUAUUUAUUUAUAAAUUACGUUGAUACCUACGCGUUUUUUAUAUCAACGUGAAUUAAAAGAAAGAGUAAUUAAAAUACAUUUACGAUCGUUAUUAUUCGCGCAUUUAAUGAUUUUUAUCGAAUUUCCUAUUAUAUCAUGCUAUCGUAAGUCUUUUUUUGAUAAAACGAAAAUCGAAUCGCAAUGUUU